AUGGCGCUCUCACCAAAGUUAACUCGAUAUUUGAUUAUUCUUUUUGUUGCCCUAGGAAGUCUUACGUAUGGCUAUUGCGCGAGCAUUAUAGCCACGACACUAGGACAACCCUCAUUCAUCACCUAUUUCGAACUGGAUACGCGAUCAGACGCAGCUGACUUGAUGGGUGCCAUCAACGGGCUCUUUCAGACUGGUGGUCUCUUCGGGACUUUAUCCUGCAUCACAACUGCGGAUAAAUUUGGAAGAAGAAUGGCCAUGCUAAUUGCCUGUGUAUUCUCCAUCGUCGGUGGCGGUCUGCAAGCUGGGAGCGUUAAUAUUGGAAUGUAUAUUGCUAUGCGGUUUAUUACGGGGGUCGGGAUCGGUGGACUGGUGACCCUCGUCCCGCUAUAUCAAAGCGAGAUUGUGCCACCUCGAAUUCGUGGACUUCUGGUGGGGAUGCAUGGGGUUCUUAUCUGUGUCGGAUACGCCUCUGCGAGCUGGAUAGGUCUUGGUUUCUACUUUGUCCAGGCUUCAGGCGCCCAAUGGCGCAUACCCCUCGCGAUUCAGUGCAUCCCACCAUUGAUUCUGGCUCUUGGUGUGAUGUUCCUCCCCGAAUCUCCUCGAUGGCUUCUUGCGCAAGACCGCAUGGACGAAGCCUACAAAUCAUUCAAAACGACACGAGCGGAAACAACCGAUACCAUAUUUUCAGAUGAGGUAGCAAUACGUGCCGAGUUUGACCUGCUACACGGCCAAUUAAUUCACGAGAAGCAAAAUCACAUUUCUUUUCUGGAUCUCUUUCGACAUACGUCUCUUCGCAAACGAUGCAUCAUCGGCUUCAUUACAAUGUUUGGAGCGCAAGGCACGGCCACGCUCGUCAUAAACAACUAUGGUCCGUCACUAUACUCAAGCUUAGGUUUUGGCACUGUUCAGCAGCUCCUCAUUCAAUCAGGGUGGAUCUCUGUUUGUCCUUUCGGUAAUUGGAUCAACGCUCUGGUUGUAGAUAAGAUCGGUAGAGUUCGAAUGCUACUGUUUGGCUUCUGUGGUACUGUGAUUGCCCUUAUCGGAGAAUGCAUAACUGUCGACGCAUUCCAGAGGACAGGCCACAGGAGUGCUGCAUCUGCUGCAGUGUUCUUUCUGUUCCUUCACAUUGGCUUCUUCUCUUCUUCCGUCGAUGCCACCUCCUAUAUCUACGCUGCAGAGAUCUUCCCAACUCCUGUUAGAGCGAAAGGACUAGCAGUGUCGAUCUCUGGGUUAUUUAUUGCCACUAUCAUCUUCCUACAAGCAGCACCAACGGCAUUCGCAUCAAUUGGCUGGAAAUAUUAUAUUGUUUUCAUUGUCAUUACGAGCAUCUUCGCAGUAGUCAUCUUCUUUUACUUCCCAGAGACCAAAGGCCGCUCCCUCGAAGAUAUCGGAGAAGUUUUUGGAGAUGAAGUUGAUCCCGUUGGUUUGUCGCCUAAGGAGGGUGAUAACUUUGGCGAAAGUAAGAGUGGUAAUCAAAUGCGAGUUGAGACGGUAGACAAAUAA
Exophiala aquamarina CBS 119918 is the source of this 1503-nucleotide messenger RNA. RefSeq lists its product as uncharacterized. Gene Ontology annotation, biological process: carbohydrate transport; transmembrane transport. The coding region runs from base 1 to 1503 and encodes 500 amino acids. Gene Ontology annotation, cellular component: membrane. Lineage: Eukaryota; Fungi; Ascomycota; Eurotiomycetes; Chaetothyriales; Herpotrichiellaceae. The transcript has 8 exons. The record is from RefSeq and is a predicted model, not a curated record. Gene Ontology annotation, molecular function: carbohydrate:proton symporter activity.